This is a messenger RNA of Carica papaya (papaya), 2860 nucleotides long. The record is from RefSeq and is a predicted model, not a curated record. Lineage: Eukaryota; Viridiplantae; Streptophyta; Magnoliopsida; Brassicales; Caricaceae.
UUGAGCUUGUUGGGCCUGGUACCCAAUUUACUGUCAAUAUGAAAAUAAUAUUUCUUUUCUUCUGGUAACGGCGGACAGAAACCCUCUUCAAUUUCCCUGUCGAGUUUGUUAGAAGGUGCUACUUCUACUUUGAUGAGCAGGCAGUGACUACCGUCAUCAAGAUGGCAUAUGAAAUUAGUGAGCAAAAAAAGAUAGGAUUUGGCCUCCUUGGUUUUGGUUUCUUUUUCUCAAUUCUAGGUGUAAUUCUUUUCUUUGACAGGGGUCUGCUUGCUCUUGGGAAUAUAUUCUGCUUGACUGCUGUGGCAAUUUUGCUUGGUUGGCAGUCUACUUGGACACUUUUUACUAGCAGAAAAAAUUACAAGGGUACUGUUUCUUUCCUAUUUGGCCUCUUUUUCAUUUUUGUUCGUUGGCCAGUAGUUGGAAUAAUCUUUGAAGUUUAUGGUUGCGUUGUCCUAUUUGGUGGCUUUUGGCCUUCUGUCAAGAUGUUUCUUAAUCAGAUUCCAUUUGUUGGGUGGAUUAUACGAUACCUGUAAUGGUAUAAAGAUAUGAAGAGAGGAAGAUCUCCACUAAACAGGGUAGCCUGGGAUGGGUCACUUUGAGAGAAUAUCGAUUGGCUCUUCGAAAUGCUGGAGAGACUUAUCUUUGCCCAACAGGCGAGAGAAGAGAGGAGGGAGCUGGCUGACCCUCCACCACUGUCACAGUAUGAGUCAUCCCUGCAAUGAAAAGACCUAGUGCCACUCCGAUACAGCUCUGCUCCUCCACUGUAUCAUUCAGCACCGUCACAGUAUAAUUCGGUACCAUACAUCUAGGUGCGGCCACAGGGUCAUUUGGCCCCUAUCCUGCAUAAUUCAGUCCCUCUUCACAGACCUAGUUCCGCUUGUGAUGAACCCAAGCUAUAUUGAGAGGUACAAGAGACUUAACCCAUUUAUUUUUGUAGGGGUAUCCACUUUUGAAAAGGCCGAGUGCUGGUUAGUAGAGACAGAAAAUGCAUUUACAACUCUUGGGGUGGUUUCCAAACAGAAGGUCAUACUUGUUACCUACAUGCUCAUGGGUGAGGCAGGUCGCUGGUGGCAGUUGAAGCAGAUCACCCUGCCCAUUCCGGUCACUUGAGAACAAUUCCUGAUAGUUUUCAAUGCAGAGUAUCACCUAGAGCACAUUCAGCAUUUGAAGGAGAUGAAGUUUGCACACUUGGUCCAGGGUGAGAUGACAAUGUCUGAGUAUGCCCGAAAAUUCUUGAAAUUGGACCAAUAUUCUUCUGAGAGUAUGAUGGAUGAAGGCAGAAAGACAAGAAAAUUUGAGUGGGGCCUUCGUCCUGUGAUCAGACAACAACCGUAUGUAUUCGAACUCAGUACCUACGCAACAGUUCUUGUCAAGGCACAGCUGAUAGAAAGAAACCUUCACAUUUUUCCUCAAGCAGUGGAAAAUUCCAGACCCCCAGUUCCAUGUUGCAGGCCAGCACCUACUGCACCGAUUCAGCAAAACAAGCGACCAAGACCCGCGACUCAAGUUCCUUCUCAGGUCUCGGCAACAACACAGUAGGACUUGCUAGUAUUGUGGCAAGGACCAUAGGGACCGACUCUGCUAUCGCCUCAACAAUACCUGCUGCAUAUGUGGAAGUACUCAGCACUACGUGAAAGUAUCCGCGGAAUCAGAAUUAGGUCAAACCUCCAAUUCAGGGCAGAGCCUACACCCUCACCCAGCAGGUUGCUAAAGCCAACCCAAACGUGAUACAUGGUGCGUAUACUAUUUGUAAUUACCUUGCGCAUGUUUUAAUUGAUGUUGGUGCUUCACAUUUUUUUGUUUCACAUGCUUUUGCAAUUUGAAUAUGUUACAUGAAAAUUUUGAUUCUGUGUUGUUUAUGUCUAUUUCUGGGAAUGAGACACUACUAAAGAAUGUCAUAUACAAAGUUUGUAUCGUAAAAAUAGCAUAUUAAAAUUGAGUGUAGACCUAAUAGCACUAGACAUGGAGGAUUUUGAUAUAAUUCUGGGAUGAAUUAGUUAACGGUGUAUCAUGCUACCGUAGAUUAUUUUCAUAAAAAUCUUGUAUUCAAUCGUCCUAACGAAGAGUCCUUCACCAAUUAAUAAAAAUUUUAGAUAUUAUUCUCUCAUGGUAACUACAUUAGUUAUAUGAUGCUUUAACUCAGUUGUUCUUUUAUACAUUAGGCAAGUUUAAGAAAGAAAUUUGCAUUCAAAAGAUUUUUGUGGUAUGAGAAUUUCUGAAUAUUUUUCCUGAUGAACUACCUGUACUGUCGGUGGAUAGGGAAGUUGAAUUUACGAUAGAUUUUCAGCCUAACACCUAUCCCAUUUUAGUUGCCCCUUACUGUAUGAGUCAUGUUGAGAUGGAGGAACUGAGGAAACAGAUUAAGGAAUUGCAGGAUAGUGAGUUCAUCUGACACAGUAUAUCUCCUUAGGGUGUCGGAGUCACAUUUGCAAGAAAAAGGAAUGAGUCCCUGAGGUUGUGUAUGGACUACAGGAGGUUGAAUAUGGUCACAAUCAAGAACAAGUAUCUCCUCUUUAAGAUCGAUGAUUUUUUCGAUCAGUUAUAGGGUGCUCAUGUUUUCUCCAAGAUUGACUUGUGUUCCGGUUACCAUUAGGUAAAAAUCAGGGAAAAUAACAUCUCCAAGACGAUCUUUAGAACCUGUGCGGGCACUAUGAGUUCUUGGUCAUGUCAUUUAGGUUAACUAAUGCACCAGUUAUUUUUAUGAACUUGAUGAACGGAGUUUUUAGAUAGUUUUUAGAUCAGUUUGUCAUAAUAUUUAUUGAUGAUAUCCUGAUCUAUUCAAAAAAUAGAGAGGAACACGUUCAGCACUUGACUCAAGUUUUAAAGAUUUUUCGAAAAAAGAAGUUAUAUGCAAAACUGA